Molecule: messenger RNA, 5644 nt
Organism: Mytilus trossulus (common blue mussel)
Lineage: Eukaryota; Metazoa; Mollusca; Bivalvia; Mytilida; Mytilidae
Exons: 3
Coding region: 263-2791 (842 amino acids)
Biological process (GO): regulation of DNA-templated transcription
Molecular function (GO): DNA-binding transcription factor activity, RNA polymerase II-specific; RNA polymerase II cis-regulatory region sequence-specific DNA binding
Source: RefSeq, a predicted model, not a curated record
CAUUUGCAACGAAUUGCAUCAGUUUAAUGUGCUAAAUUAUUUUGUAUUUAAUAAUCUAGUCUUGUGCAUUGUCUUUAUAGGUUGCAAAGAUGACACGGGUCGUAUCAAGGUUGAAAUGUUGGGGUCAUGCGUCCAAAGGUCACAGCCAAGAAAUAAGAUCAAGGUCGUUUACACCAGGGUUCAAUAGUCGGCGGUGAAUCGCCAUACUUUCCCAAUGUCAAGAGAACCAUUGCGAUAUUCUAAUGUAACAUUUUGACAGCAAAUGACUUCAUAUGAACACAGUGGUGAAAAUACAGAUAAAGUAAAGUUUCUCAGCUGUGAAAUUUGUGAUAAAACUUUUAACAGACAAGCAACGUUAAUAAGACAUACACAGACAGUUCAUGGGCCAAUGAUAAACUGUGUCCAUCCACAUUGCAACUAUGCGGCCCCACAGAGCCGGACCAAUCAGCUUCAGCAACAUAUGGCCAGAGUCCAUGAUCUGCAUUAUUACAAAAGUGGCUCUAUAGGUGUAUCAAGAGAAGAAAUGUCUGACCCCAGAAUGAGUGAGGAAGAUAAAGAGAGAAUUUGUUUUACAUUGCGAGAUUCAGUACUGAAUCUGUGUAAAGAAAACUACAACAGUGCAGUAGAAGUGGAUGGACUCAUCUGCAUUUCUGUAUUAAAUUCAAAGGAACAACAUGUUGUUAAGAUUCAUGAUUUAUUAACUGAAAAAGGACAACUAUUUACCAGUGUUAACACUGUAUCCAAUCCAAAAACUUUGAGUACCAACCAACGUAAAACAAGAGCGGACCUAAACAGUAAUAAGACUAAUAGUCAGGUUGAUCCCAAGGUAGUUGUUUGGAAUUCUGGGUCUCAAAGUAAUAACCAGAGUGUCCCAAAACAACAGUCAUCAUCUUUAUCGUUUAGUAGUAGUAGAAAAAAGGUUCCUUCUCGUGUUACACCUGAAAAUUCAGCACGAUUUCCAUUCUUAGUGCAAACUUUGCAAGAAAAUCAUAGAAAUCGUGCUUCAAGUGCAAGCCCUACUUUAUCGUCAGUUACUCCAAUUCCACAGCAUAGAGAGACUGAGAGCUUGUAUGGGAACAUGGCUCCCAGUCCACCAGUUAUGGAUAGUGCGAGGCCUGCAUCUAGUCUUCUUAAAAUAUUGUCAUCUCAUAAACAAAAACAGGCACAACAAUCUGAACAAGAAAGUAUUGAAAAGGUAGAACAAAGUCAUUUAAAUGACACUGGUGAGCUGAUGAUGUCAGUGAAAGAGGAACCAGUAGAGGAAGAAAUGACUGAACAAAUGGCAACCAGUCAUGACAUGGGAGAUAACUGUAAAGAACAAGCAAUUGAGAAAUCAGCUAUUAUCAAUGUUAAGAAUGAGCCUGUAUGGAAUGAAUUAGAUUACGGAGGAACUGCAGGUACCUCUACACUUGAUUUUGGAGGGUGUACUGACAAAAAUAACAAAGAAAGCAUGAAUGAAGUUAGGUCUAGUCAAAAUGAAGCACCUCAAAGUAGUUCCAAUUCUAUACUAGCUAAGAUUUUAAAUGGAAAGGAAGAAACAUAUACAAAAAAUCGUAAAACAGCAGCCACCUCUGCACCAAAGACAAAAACAGAACUCCAAACUCCUCAACAAACCACUGAAAAGAGUGAUGACCCAGAUAGUUCAUUACUUUAUCGUCUUCCUUUUGCAACAUUCCAGGACCUUUUUCCAAGUGGUCCAUCUGGAGAUAUGCAGAUGUCGCAACACUCUGAUGUCAGCCAGUCCUCUUCUGAAGGCAGAGGCCAAUCAAAACAAUCUAAAUCAUCAGGCUUUCAAUUUGACACUAUAGUGAGGAAAAUGUUAGAGGAAAAAUCAUCUGCUAGAGGGAAAAGACAACCACCAAGAAAAAAGAAAAAGACGGUAGUUUAUAAUGAAUCAGCAGAUUUCAGUAGUCAAGAAGAGGACUUAGAUUCUUUAAAUGAAAACAGUGACAAAGAAGACGAUGUUUACACUCCGUCUGGAAAGGAAUUGAUGGCUGAUAUAGAUGAAACAGAAUUUACAAUGUCACUACGUAGGAAACCACCGAAACGAAAGGUGAAGAACAGAUCUGUUGCUGUCAAAUCAACCACAAAAACUGCUAAGAUGACAGAUCAAACCAUGAAAACAGAAGCAAUAAUUGAUGUUCAGGACAUGGAGGUGGAUCAGAGUCACUAUAGAUAUGCCUGUUAUCACUGUCAGUUACGGUUCAGUGAUCGUCAAGACCGUGACAAACAUGAGGAACAAAAUUGCAUUAAUGAACUGAUUCUUUGUGAUGUCUGUAAAGGUUAUUUUGCAAAUACUACAUCAAGAAACAAACAUUUAUUUGAAGUACAUUCUGUUUUACCCGAUGAACAAAAAGACGAAAUUCAAGAGAGGCGGGAAGGGGCUAUGGAUGAAUUUAAGACAAUAGCACAAAAUCCGUAUGAAUUUGAAACAUUAAAGGACUGUGAAAGGAAUGAGAACUCUGGGCUAACCAUUGAAAGUGUUGGUUCAAUAAGUCAGCCUCACUUUGAUAUGGAGGCGUCGUCUGCAGAUACUCCCAUGGUUACAGGUCUAGUUACAAAAUUUAUCGUACCAUAUUGUGUUCAAAAUGAAAAGAACUUUAUAAAAUGUCCCUUGUGUAUAAGUGUGUUCUCAGACACUAAAACAAAGGAUGAACAUCUCCGGUGGCGACAUAGAAUAGCCAAUCAAAUUGAUAAUGGUGAUGGAACUGUAUCUUGUCAAAUGAUUGAGACGAAACCUUCUAAAACCCCCCCAGUAUAUGUAACAUUUGAAAAAAAUAAAAACAAUUAAAUACUUAAAUGUUUUUGAGAUUCUGGUAGGUGACACUACAGUCUGUACAAAGGACUGUGGUAAAACCUUUUAAAACCCCAUCUACACAACCAAUAAAUUGAAUCAAAUUAUAACAGUUGAAAACUGAAUGAUUAUUAUUUUUGAGUAAUGGUAGUAUCUAGCUACUGAUAUAUAUAAUGUAUAAGUAUAUUUAAUAUAAUGUAAUAAUUUAAGAGUUUUCCCUUAAAACAAUGUGAAAAGUCUACAAAUCGAAAGGGAAGGCAAUGCUAAACAAGCUAAAUGCCUGCUAUGAGUGGUUGAAUCAAAUUCCUAUUCUGUUUUAAAAACAUGAAAUUUAUAUUUUUUCCUUCAGAUGGUUACCCUAUUCACUCUACUUAUACAUAAUAUACAUCAUUGUACAUCUUAAAAUUAUAGACCUAAUAUGAUCUUGUUUUUUAUUUGUUGACUUGUUAAAACUUUUUUUGUAAUAAUUUUAUUUUUUGAUAUUAUUAAUUCAGAGAGAAUUAAGUGAAUUUAUGAUGUUUUGACAGUCUGAUAAAAAUGCAGAUCAUAUGUCAGAUAGUUACGGUAGUUUACAAGAAUCUGAAGAAAAAAAAUUUGUUUUAAAAGAAAUUUUGAGAUUCUCUGGUUUUAUUAGAUUGAUACAAUACAAGCCUUUAACAAAUUGAAGGUCAAUAAUUUCAUUGGCUAAUGUAAUAAUUACCAGAAUAGAAAGUAAAACUGAGUGUUGCAAGAUCCUUUAACAAGUUUAAGAUGGUACCUAACACUACAGGGAGAUAACUCUGUAAAAUCGGCUAAAAAAUUUAAUUACGUUGUGUUGUUAAGGGAAUAUUUAGCUUCUCAAUGAUCAAAAUAAGUGUUUGUCAAACUGCUAUAUUACCAGUGUAAUUUUUCUGAUAAAACGGUUGGUUCAAAUUUUUUGAAAUUUUUAUAUUUUUGUCAAAGGAUCAAAGUAAAUACUUUGUCAAAAUUUUAUGAAAAUUAAACGAGCCAAAUUAAUUUUAGUUAAAGUGUUGGGUACCACCUUAAACAAAGCCACAUGCAAGAUCUCAAUUUUAAGCAGAUUGAUGUUUUCCUUGUACUAUUGUAAAAGACAAUUAAAUAUGUGAUGAUAUAACAUUUGCUGAAGUUUUAUGUGAGAACUCUAAUUUUAAAUUCUAGAUACAUAAUUUAUGAUUUGAGUUUAGUUUUUUUCUUUACCUAAUUGUAUCAAUUUUGUUUAUUGAUUUUGUAUUCUUGUCAGUUGAUCAAAAUCAAAAUAAGAAAUGCACACUUCUUUUUCUUUUAAAAUUUUAAUUUCAGUAUUGCCAUUAUGGAGAAAUGGCUGUUUAUCCCAUUAAUUGUAAGCAUUAAAUGCUUUUCAUGCAAUAUAAUUGAGAAUAUUUGGUUUAUUUAAUGCUCCAGCCUAACCCCCCAAAAAAUAUAUAAGAUGGUAAAAAGCUCCUUAGAUAUUUUAGAUAUCAGGUAACAUUAACCAAUAAUUAGUGUAAUUCGCUUGUCAGACAUGUCAGAGGCAUUAAUAUUAAGUAGGCUUUGAAUUUUUGUCCUGAUUCAUUAGGCAUUUUUCUUCUAUGGUUAAAUUUACCAUUGUAAGUGUACAUCAAUUUGAAAUAUUUCUUACAAAAGUACUCAGUAUAGUCUACAAAUGAUUCACUGUAUAGGAAAUACACCACUAAUUCAUGGUCCAAUUGCUUUCUAUGUUAAAUUCCUCCGUUUCAAGAAGGCACACCUCUUUUGUUUUAAGUUCAAAUAAAGUGGCAAUCAUUGCAUUUCAAAGCAACACUUUAUGGUGUCUUCUACUGAAAAAAUCAACAUACUUUACAUGGCAUAUAAGAAAGAACUGGUUCCCGGAACUUCGGAUGUACCAAAACAGGUACUUCAAAUCUGACAAACAGACAAAUGAACCCUCUUUUUAAAAUUUGAUGCAGUUUUUUUAAUAUUUAUAAUUAUAUAAUUAUAAGUCCAAAAGUGUUCUACAAUGAUCACCAGUCCUUCAGCUUUCAUUUCAUACCAAAAAAUGUACAUUUGUACUACUUUCUGGUAUGUGCUUUCAUGCUGGGCCUUAACUAGUGGUUUAACACCUUUAUAAACUAAACUUUUUUGAGUGAAUACAAAUUCAAAUAUACAUGAUGAGGUAUGUUGGCAUUUGAUUUUUUUAAAGGAAGAAAACAAAUUUGUGUAUGGAAACAACAGGAUAUAUUUUUAAAUGUAUGUGAAAACAAAAAAACCUUAAAGCAUACUUGUAGUUGGGAAAUGUGAGUCAAAAAGUUGUAACAAUUUAUAAAGGAAAAUUUAAAAAUAAUCUUACCAAUAAAAUUGAUAACUUUGAUUUGGCUUUAUUUAAAUCAGAUGCUUUUAGGUGUAAUAUGAACUCUUUUUUGUUUUAUAACUAUUUAACUAAAUUUGGUGUAUUUAAUACCUUCUGAUUGGUUAAAAGUAUUACUUUUAUUUUCAAUGUUGUCAAUUUUUAUGGCAACACAUCCAUUCUGACGUUGUGUAUUCAUAUGCCAACAUGUGUGUAUGCUGUUAUUGAUAAUAUAAAUAAUAUGAAAAGUUCUUUGAGUCUUAUUUUUUAUAGAUAUUUAUUUAUAAUGAAUGGCAAUAACUUGUUUUGAAUUUAUUGAACCAUAAAACUAAUUUUUGACUCUUCACAUUUUUCAUUAUCUGCUUUGCGAAUUAUUCAAUGUGAAGAGUCAAAAAUUAAUUUUAUGGUUCAAUAAAUUCAAAAUAAUAAUAGCCAUUCAUUAAUUCAUAAACAUGGCAAAACAUAACUUAAGGGGGCUGGCGGGUUUAAAUCAAUUUUUUUAAUUUAAUAUAGGAUUUCGCUAUAUUUCUCUCUAAAUGAACUUUAUC